AUGACACCUACAACUGGAAUAGGUAGAGCUCUUAGAACUAAGAAAUUGAGUCCAACAUACUUAGGUACUUUUCAAAUUCUUAAAAGAGUCAGUCCAGCAACAUACCAAAAAGCCCUUACUCCUUAUUUGUCAAACCUUCACGAUGUUUUUCCUGUUGCACAACUCAAGAAAUAUAAUCCCUACAAAAGUCACAUUUUACAACCAGAGACAGUACAGCUACGAGGCAACUUAACAUAUCAAACUUUACCAGUCAGGAUUGUGGAACGAAGUGACAAACAGUUGAAAGGGAAGACAGUACAAUUGGUUAAGGUGGUGUGGGGACAAACUAGGAUUGAAGAGUACAAAUGGGAACUAGAAGACAAGAUGAGGAAAGACUACCCGUUUCUCUUUUAA
Molecule: messenger RNA, 393 nt
Organism: Arachis stenosperma
Lineage: Eukaryota; Viridiplantae; Streptophyta; Magnoliopsida; Fabales; Fabaceae
Exons: 1
Coding region: 1-393 (130 amino acids)
Source: RefSeq, a predicted model, not a curated record